AUGGACCAAGAAAAUGAAAGAAAUAUCUCAAGAUUAUGGAGAGCAUUCAGAACUGUAAAAGAAAUGGUUAAAGACAGAGGUUAUUUUAUUACUCAAGAAGAAGUUGAAUUGCCUUUGGAAGAUUUCAAGGCCAAGUACUGUGAUUCGAUGGGCAGACCACAACGUAAAAUGAUGUCUUUCCAAGCAAAUCCAACCGAAGAAUCUAUAUCAAAGUUCCCAGAAAUGGGCUCUUUAUGGGUAGAAUUUUGUGAUGAACCUUCCGUUGGUGUAAAGACAAUGAAGACUUUCGUUAUACAUAUUCAAGAAAAAAAUUUUCAAACAGGUAUCUUUGUUUACCAGAAUAAUAUUACACCAAGUGCAAUGAAAUUGGUACCUUCUAUACCACCAGCCACCAUUGAAACAUUUAAUGAAGCUGCCUUAGUGGUUAAUAUUACUCACCACGAAUUGGUUCCAAAGCAUAUCAGAUUGAGUACUGAUGAGAAGAGGGAGCUUUUAAAAAGGUACAGAUUGAAGGAAUCCCAACUACCAAGAAUUCAAAGAGCUGAUCCUGUGGCCUUAUAUUUGGGGUUGAAAAGAGGGGAAGUAGUUAAAAUUAUAAGAAAGAGUGAAACCUCUGGUCGUUAUGCCAGUUACAGAAUCUGUAUGUAG
This is a messenger RNA of Saccharomyces paradoxus, 648 nucleotides long. It is a transcript of the gene RPB5, whose product is annotated as DNA-directed RNA polymerase core subunit RPB5. Gene Ontology annotation, biological process: DNA-templated transcription. Gene Ontology annotation, cellular component: RNA polymerase II, core complex; RNA polymerase III complex; RNA polymerase I complex. Gene Ontology annotation, molecular function: DNA binding; DNA-directed RNA polymerase activity. The transcript has a single exon. The coding region runs from base 1 to 648 and encodes 215 amino acids. Lineage: Eukaryota; Fungi; Ascomycota; Saccharomycetes; Saccharomycetales; Saccharomycetaceae. The record is from RefSeq and is a predicted model, not a curated record.